This is a messenger RNA of Sordaria macrospora k-hell, 1125 nucleotides long. RefSeq lists its product as uncharacterized. The record is from RefSeq and is a predicted model, not a curated record. NCBI's taxonomy places the organism in Eukaryota, Fungi, Ascomycota, Sordariomycetes, Sordariales, Sordariaceae.
AUGACCAAGCAUAUUCCCUUAACAUUCAACAAACCUGACCGCUGGCUGAGGAUACUCGACGACUGGAACGAUGAUAAUAACCGUGAUCUGAUGAGCCAAAUUGAGAAGCUCUCGGUAACCUUCAACAACUGGAAAUUUGUCACUCACCUCCACGAAAUGAUAGCUAAAGAAAACCAAGGGCAACAAAUCAAGGAUGAUGACGCACACCGCCAGCACCUGGCGCAGGAAAUCAAACAACGAUUCAGUGCUGCCAUACGUCCUCUCAUUGACCACCUCAUAAACAGCGACAAGACGGAUGCAACAAUGACGACAAAAAAGGCCGCCCCCCUCCUCGUCCGGUUAAGCCAACUAUACCUCAACUUGGUGCCCCUACCUCAAUGGCCGGACGGACUAGACCGCCAUCCCUCCACCAUGGAGUUUUCCACCCGUGCCCUCUACAGAUCUCUAAUGGCACGGAAUAGAGAAGGUGCAGACGUGGGACGGCGCCUUCUUCUUCCCGGCCUCGAGGAAGCGUUUCGGCUCGGCUUUGACUGUACUAGCCAACUGACUACUCUGCACAUCAUCGCCACGGAAGACGAUUUGGCCUCGUUGCUAUGCAAGGCCCUUGAGGACAGAAAUAGCAAGCUCUGCGCGAACCUGGAAGAGUUCAGCGGCAGGUAUAUUCCCAACAAUCGGUACGGGUGGAAGAGGCAGCUUUGGCCCUUGUUUGUUAGGAUACCUCUGGAGGAGGAUUUUCAAGUUGGGGGAUUGUCUGGGACGCUGGCUCAAGACAGGGAGGUCGAGGUGAAAUGUGCCGACGAGGCAAUCGAGCUGUUUGUCGCGAGAUGUCCAAAGCUCAAAAGGCUGGAGGUUCAGCGGCCGCGAGAGCGCAAGUUGAGAUUGCACCCGUUAGCAGCGGAGCGGGGCCUGGAGGUGUUAAAUGUGAAUGGAAGGUAUAUGGACGACAGGCCUAUAUGCAUGACCUUGUUGGGUAGAUUGGCGACGGCAAACACGGAGAUUCAGCUUAUGGACGUGACUGCGCUUGUGCGGGACUUGCCUUGGGGCUCCUUGAUUGGAAGAUGGCUGGGCGCGGAUGUCAGAACUGGUGUCGUGCUCUACAAGAAAGGACCGGCUGCCGAAGCGUGA